This is a messenger RNA of Triticum turgidum subsp. durum (durum wheat), 3726 nucleotides long. NCBI's taxonomy places the organism in Eukaryota, Viridiplantae, Streptophyta, Magnoliopsida, Poales, Poaceae. The record is from the annotation of a GenBank genome assembly.
AUGGCGCCGACGCCGAUGGCCGGGGACGGCCCGAUCGCCGCGGUGGCCCCGCGCACCCCUCCCCCGCCGUCCGCCUCGGCCGAAGCGUCGGCCUCCGGCUCCGGCUCCGGCGGCGCCGCGGGGUCGGCGGCCGAGGCGCCCGUGCUGAUAUUCGUCUACUUCCACAAGGCGAUCCGCGCGGAGCUGGACAGGCUGCACGCCGCGGCGGUGCGGCUCGCCACGGAGCGCGGCGGGGACGGAGACGCCGCGGCGCUCGACACGCGCUGCCGCUUCCUCUUCUCCGUCUACAGGCACCACUGCGACGCCGAGGACGCGGUUAUCUUUCCAGCACUCGAUAUUCGAGUCAAGAAUGUCGCAGGGACGUAUUCCCUUGAGCACAAAAGGGAAAAUGAUCUCUUUGCCCACCUGUUCUCUCUAUUAAAGCUUGAUGUACAUAGCGAUGAUAGUGUCCGGAGGGAGAUUGCAUCCUGUGCUGGAGCAAUUCGAACAUUUAUAACUCAACAUAUGUUCAAGGAAGAAGAACAGGUCUUCCCAUUGCUGAUCACAAAGUUUUCAUAUGAAGAGCAAGCUGAUUUAGUCUGGCAGUUCAUAUGCAACAUCCCUGUAAACAUGAUGGCAGAUUUUCUUCCAUGGCUUUCAUCUUCUGUUUCACCUGAUGAGCACCAAGAUAUUCUUAACUGCUUACAUAAAAUAGUUCCUCAAGAGAAACUUCUCCAACAGGUUGUAUUUGCAUGGAUAGGAGGGAAAGAAGUAACUGUGGCACACGAUUUUGACAAUUCUUGUUCAAAAGGCGGUUAUAGAUGCGAGGAUAUCUCUCACCAAACAGACAAGCAAAUAUGCUCACAUGAGAAUUCUAAAAUUGGAAAGAGGAAGUAUGCAGAAUCUAAUCAUAGUCAGCUUGUAACACAUCCUAUAGAUGAGAUAUUGUAUUGGCACGAUGCUAUCCGGAAAGAAUUGAGUGAUAUAGCAGAGGAGACAAGAAAGAUCCAGCAGUCUGGAGACUUCUCCAAUGUAUCAGCCUUCAAUGUGAGGCUUCAGUUUAUUGCAGAUGUGUGCAUCUUCCACAGUAUUGCUGAGGAUCAGAUUAUAUUUCCUGCAGUUGAUGGCGAAGUGUCCUUUGAGCAGGAGCAUGCUGAACAAGAACAGCGGUUUAACAAAUUUAGAUGUUUAAUUGAAGAAAUCCAAACAGCUGGAGCCAGAUCAACUGCGGUGGAUUUUUACUCCGAGUUAUGUUCACAGGCUGAUCAGAUAAUGGAGGAAAUGGAGAAGCACUUCAACAAUGAGGAAACAAAGGUACUUCCUCAAGCUAGGAUAAAUUUCUCACCAGAGAAACAAAGAGAACUUCUAUAUAGGAGUCUUUGUGUCAUGCCACUGAAGUUAUUGGAGAAGGUUUUACCAUGGUUUGUAUUAAAGAUGGAUGAUGCAAAUGGACAGUCUUUUCUUCAGAAUAUGUUCCUGGCAGCACCUUCCUCUGAAACUGCACUGGUUACUCUUCUCUCCGGCUGGGCAUGCAAAGGUCGUUUGAAGGAUAUAUCCAACUCGGGAAAAUUCAUAUGCUUGCCAUCAGGAGCACAGGGCUGCCCGUUGGAUGGAGAUGAGUUAAAAAGUUGUCAGUCAUUCUGCCCAUGUUCAUUGGCCAGCAACGGAACUUUUUCAGUACCUUUGCAGACAGAAAACGGUUCAAGGCCAGUCAAGCGAGGGAAUCGUGCAGAAUCUAUUACGAACAGAAAUCACUGCUCACAAACUACUGACAUUGAAGAGUCUCGAUGUAGCAAGAAACCUUGCCACAUUCCUGGGUUAAGAGUGGAAAGUAGCAACUUUGGUGCUGAUUUAUUUACUUCUGUAAACUCUUUUCGCUCACUGUCUUCCAGUUAUUCUGCACCUUCUUUACACUCAAGUCUUUUCUCAUGGGAGACAGACACGACGACAUUUUCCAGCCCAGAUAGCAUCUCUAGGCCAAUUGAUGCAAUAUUCAAAUUUCAUAAGGCGAUUCGCAAAGAUUUAGAGUACUUAGAUGUUGAAUCUGGAAAUCUCAUUGAUGGAGAUGAAUCUUGCCUUCGCCAGUUCGUCGGAAGAUUUCGCCUACUGUGGGGUCUUUACAGAGCACAUAGCAAUGCUGAAGAUGACAUUGUCUUCCCUGCUCUUGAAUCGAAAGAUGCACUACAUAAUGUCAGUCACUCAUACACCCUUGAUCACAAACAGGAAGAAGAAUUAUUUAAAGAUAUAUCAACCAUACUGCUUGAGCUUUCACAUUUACGUGAUGAUUCGGCUCACCCCAUUGAUGAAAUUGAUGAAGCUGGAAAAGGCCAUAUUUGUUCAUACAGUGAGAUUGAUUGGUCCAGAAAGCAUAAUGAACUUUUGACAAAGCUUCAAGGAAUGUGCAAGUCUAUCCGGUUUACCCUGUCUAAUCACGUGCAUAGAGAAGAACUUGAGUUGUGGCCACUGUUUGAUAAACAUUUCUCUGUGGAUGACCAAGAUAAGAUUGUAGGUCGUAUAAUUGGAUCUACAGGAGCUGAGGUUCUGCAGUCAAUGAUACCUUGGGUUACAUCGGCACUUAGUCUAGAUGAACAGAACAAGAUGAUGGAUACAUGGAAGCAGGCAACGAAGAAUACAAUGUUUGAUGAAUGGCUAAACGAAUGGUGGAAGAGUUCACCAACUUCAUCUGACCCCUCAAAUGAGGCCUCCUCCCUUUCAGAAGAAAGCCAAGAAAACCUUGACCAGAGUGAUCAGAUGUUUAAGCCUGGUUGGAAGGACAUUUUCCGAAUGAAUCAAAGUGAGCUCGAGGCUGAGAUACGAAAGGUUUCUCAAGAUUCUACUCUUGAUCCAAGGAGGAAAGCAUAUCUAAUCCAAAAUCUCAUGACGAGCCGCUGGAUAGCUGCUCAGCAGAAAUCACCACAACCAAGAUCAGAAGAUCAUAAUGGAUCUACUGUAAUACCUGGAUGUUUUCCUUCUUAUCGAGAUCCAGAGAAACAAAUAUUGGGUUGUGAGCAUUACAAAAGAAACUGCAAGCUUGUUGCUGCCUGCUGCAAUAAGCUGUUCACAUGCAGGUUCUGUCAUGAUAAAGUUAGUGAUCAUACAAUGGAGAGGAAAGCAACUUUGGAGAUGAUGUGCAUGUUAUGUAUGAAAGUUCAGCCAGUUGGUCCAAAUUGCCAAAGUCCUUCUUGCAAUGGGCUAUCAAUGGCAAAAUAUUAUUGCAGUAUAUGCAAGUUUUUUGAUGAUGAAAGGAGUGUGUAUCAUUGCCCUUUUUGCAAUUUGUGUCGUCUUGGGGAAGGAUUGGGCACCGACUUCUUCCACUGCAUGAAAUGCAACUGUUGCCUCGGCUUGAAACUGAAAGAACACAAAUGUCGGGAGAAGAUGCUCGAGAUGAAUUGUCCAAUCUGUUGCGACUUCCUAUUCACGUCAAGUGCAGCAGUUAGAGGUCUUCCAUGUGGGCAUUUCAUGCAUUCAGCAUGCUUUCAGGCAUAUACUUGCAGUCACUACACCUGUCCAAUCUGCAGCAAAUCCUUGGGAGAUAUGACGGUGUACUUUGGAAUGCUCGACGGCUUGCUGGCUGCGGAAGAGCUUCCUGAGGAAUACCGGAAGCGGUGCCAGGAUAUACUCUGUAAUGACUGCGGAAGAAAAGGGCUUUCCCGGUUCCACUGGCUGUAUCACAAAUGCGGCGCCUGCGGCUCGUACAACACCAGAGUUAUCAAGACCGAGGCACCAGAUUGUUCCACGUCGAAUUAA